This is a messenger RNA of Cylindrotheca closterium, 3129 nucleotides long. The record is from the annotation of a GenBank genome assembly. NCBI's taxonomy places the organism in Eukaryota, Bacillariophyta, Bacillariophyceae, Bacillariales, Bacillariaceae.
AUGCCAGACCUUGGGCUAUUUGGAAGAGAGGAGGAGGUAUCAACUCUGCAAUCGUGCUUCCAACGCAUGGUGGCGAAGACCGAGGGCACUAUCGUCAGGUGUGACGUAAAUUUCACGACUGACAUCCCACAAGCAGACAAAGAGCUUGUAUUCGUUCUGGGGCAUUCGGGAGUAGGGAAGUCUUCUUUAACGAGGAGCCUCAUGAAAGAUGUUGCCCGUCUUGAGAAUGCACUCUUCGUGGAGGGAAAAUUCGACUUAACUACAAGUAACGAGCCUUAUUCGGGUGUCUCAAAGGCGUUUGGUACACUAUGUCGGCAGCUGUUAUCUCAUUCUGAGGAAUCAAUUGCUGCAGUUAGCGACCUUCUAUCAAAGGAACUCAACGGUGAAGUCCAGGAUCUCCUUCUUGGGUUGAUUCCUGAGUUAAGCGAGAUCAUAGGCCUACCAACAAAUGCAAAGAAAAGUGCUGUUAAGAAUAUCUCAAGUUCAAGUCUAGAAAACCGACAAGAAAGAUGGAAGUAUUCCUUCAGGUUGCUGAGCAGAGCGUUGAACUCUGUCUUCUCUCCCAUUGUGCUCGUAUUAGACGAUUUGCAAUGGGCGGAUGUAUCAUCUUUGCAAGUGAUCGAUUAUCUGGUCUCAGAUAUGCAAAACUUCAACCAACUAAUGAUCAUUGGAUGCUUUCGAUCCGAAGAGGUGAUGGAAGGGGAUGCACUUUCUCGGAGUGUCGAACGUUUGAAGGAGAGAGAAAGAAAGUGUGGUUUCAAUUUGACUGAGAUUACAGUCCACAGCUGUGCUCUAAAAGAUGUCAACAAGAUAAUGAUGACCAAACUUUCCAUUGAGGAUGAAAAUGAGACUUUAGGACUAGCAAAGCUAUGUUAUAAGCGAACAUUGGGAAAUCCAUUCUUUGUGCUUCAGUUCAUGGCAAUGCUCGAGAAAGAAGAUCUGUUGCAAUUCAACAGAAGUGAAUCAAAAUGGACAUGGGACAUUGUCAAGAUUAAAGAAAGGGUUUGCUUCAUGUCGGAUGUCGUAGAUCUGCUUCAAGGUCGUAUGAGAAAAAUGUCAGAGGAUGUGCAGCUGCUUCUACAGUAUGCUGCUUGUAUUGGAACAAGCUUCACGCUGGACACUAUAGACACCAUUUGGAACGAGCAUGGUACAGGCAAAUCUCCAGCUUUGGGUUUGCUCCAGGUGAUGCAAGACGAGCAAUUCGUCGAACCAUAUGAUGGUGGUGGCGAUGAUGGCUACAAAUGGUUCCACGACAAGGUUCAAGAGGCAGCCAUUUCGUUGACCGACAUUGUCAACGACGCGUUCAAAUUCAAGAUCGGCAAGACUUUGGUGUCGGCCCUGAAUGACAAACAAAUGGAUAGAAAGCUCUUCGAUGUAGUGGAUAUGAUCAACCAUGGCGAUGUCAGCGCGAGACCAGAUCUUGCCGCUCUGAAUCUACGGGCAGCGGAGAAGGCGGAGGGGCUAAGCGCAUUCGAAAGUGCAAAGAGUUAUGUGCAGUGUGGCAUUGCAUUGUUACCAAGAGACUGCUGGACGUCUCAUAAAGAUCUGACUUUGGCGUUGUAUUCUUUGGGCACAAAGAUGCAGCUUGCUCUUGACAAUCGCGAAGCCGCCACGACUUUCUCCGACGCUGUGUUCGCCAGGGAAAAUAUAAGUGUAAUGGAGAGGCUGCCUUUGAGUAUGGCAUUUAUUGAAAAGCUAAGUGCUGGAGAAGCUGGUGCGAAGAAGGAGGCCCUGGAUAUGAGCUUGAGCCUGUUGAACGAGUUGAAUUAUCCUCUUGUAUGGAGCAAGAAAACUGUCGCCAUCCAGGCAAUUCACAAUCUACUCAAGGUUAUGAAAGCAACCAUGAAGUGGGCUUCGAAAAAGGACGGAGUCGCAUCAAUGAUUGAAAUGACUGAUCCAAAGAACCUUGCCAUCACCAGGCUGCUGGAACGCGUAGGAUUUUGCAGUUAUCAUCUAGAGUUGAUAUUUCUGUCGGGCUUGAGUAUAUCUCAUCAGGCGAGAAUGACGCUGAAAUAUGGAACCAAUGAUCUGUCGGGAGUAGCUCUAGUCAACAUCGGAUUCAUGGCAUGGGCAGUUUUGAAAGAAGACUUUGGCACUUCAUUGAUGUGCGUCCAAAAGGCGCUGUCGAUUCAAGAUUCGUUAGGACCUCGAUAUGAAGGUCAUGCUCGAUGGACGGGUCAUAUUCUUUGCCUUUGCUGGCACUUGCCCUUUGAAAAUUGUGUUGCCCCAGCUCUGGAAUUCUAUAAAUCUGCCAUGAGGGUAGGUGAUGUUGAGUAUGGAACUUGGAGCCUCGUUUUAGCGUUUUCUUGGCUGCCGUAUGCCAUGGGCCAUUCCUUAACGGCGAUAUUGAAGGACUCGCCACAGCUCAUAUCAUGCUUCGAAGAACUGUGCCAAACAGAGCAGGCAAUUAUCAUUAAGAUGUUGUUACAAAUGGUUCAGAAUCUGACCAACAGAGACGGUAUCGUCCCAGAGCUCGAAGGAAAUACUUUCAGUGCCGAGCGAGAUAUAAUGGUAACUUCUGGUCCAAUCUAUGGCAAUGUUGUCUUCGUCGAGGGCGAAUUACUUCUUCUGUCGAAUAUAGAUCUAGCUGCAGAGCGAGCUCUUCGAGAUGGCGAUAAGUACCAAAAGAUUCUCCCCGGUGUCUUUCUCGGAAUGAUAGAAAUGUUUCACAGAGGAAUUGCCUUGUUUGCAGCUGCGCGCCGACACAAAAAGAGAAAGUACAGAACCAAUGCAAACAAGAUUCGCAAGACUGUCAAACAGUGGAUCAAGGAUGGCAAUCCCAAUGUCGAGCACUAUGACUUGCUGCUAGACGCUGAACAUGCUGCCUUGAGCUCCAAGACGUAUGCUAAGGCCCACAAACUGUAUCAAGCAUCGAUCGAAUCGGCUAUCAAAAUAGGCCACUUGAUGCACAGUGGUUUGUGCAAUGAGCGAUACGCAGACUUUUUGUUGCAUACUUGCUCGGAUGGUGCAGUGCAUCGAAUGACCGAAGCGAUUCGAUUCUAUGGGGAAUGGGGCGCUGUGGGAAAGGUCAAGCAAUUGAAGCAUCAAAUCAGGGGUAUUGAUGGUAGUAAGGAAGCUUGUAAAACACCGACCGAGCCAGGUUCACCUCAACUAUCCAAUUCUUUGUAA